Molecule: messenger RNA, 438 nt
Organism: Choloepus didactylus (southern two-toed sloth)
Lineage: Eukaryota; Metazoa; Chordata; Mammalia; Pilosa; Megalonychidae
Product: ubiquitin-conjugating enzyme E2 D3-like
Exons: 1
Coding region: 1-438 (145 amino acids)
Biological process (GO): protein K11-linked ubiquitination; ubiquitin-dependent protein catabolic process
Cellular component (GO): nucleus
Molecular function (GO): ubiquitin conjugating enzyme activity
Source: RefSeq, a predicted model, not a curated record
AUGGCACCCAAACAGAUUAAUAAGGAACUUAGUGCCCGUGACCCUCCGGCACAAUGUUCUGCAGGUCCAGCUGAGGGUGAUAUGUUUCAUUGGCAAGCCACAAUUAUGGGACCUAAUGACAGCCCAUAUCAAGGCAGUGUAUUCUCUUUCACAAUUCAUUUUCCUACAGAACACACCUUCAAACCACCUAAGGUUGCAUUUACAGCAAGAAUUUAUCAUCCAAAUAUUAACAGUAAUGGCAGCAUUUGUCUCGAUAUUCGAAUAUCAGAGUGGUCUCCUGCUUUAACCAUUUCUAAAGUUCUUUUAACCAUUUGUUCACUGCUAUGUGAUCUGAAUGCAGAUUACUCCCUAGUACCAGAGAUUGCACAGAUCUGCAAAACAGACAGAGAUAGGUACAACAUAAUAUCUCAGGAAUGGACUCAGAAAUAUGCUAUGUGA